AAUUUCUUCUGUAUUUGACUUUUAUUUUUGGAGCAGGAUGGACUGAAAGAACAUUGACUCUGGGUGAGGGAGCUUCCAACUUCCACAAAGGAUCUGAAUUAUGCAAAGAUGGUAGGAUUCAAGCUAAUGAGUUGUGGAGUAUAUCCAUAUAACCUGUUUCUGUAGCCCUGACAGGAGAAUUAAACAUUUGCUAGUUCUUCAGCUCCCAUAGUUCACUGCUGGCAUUCUAGCUUACCUUGUAAAAGGGCAUUUGUUUUCUACAGAUACAAGAGACCAUGAGCUCUUUCGUCUGAAGCACAAGCAGACAGAGGACACAAAGUCAGAUGGGAGUGAGACAAACACUUGGCAGUAACCUAGUAGCUGUAAUAUGUAAAUAUACUGGAAUCCAAGCUUUGGUAUUUAUUUAUCCUUAUCCUUGUAAUUUAUUUGUUUUCAUGAUUAAACUUGAAAACUUUGAGAACAAGAGAUCUGAAAGUGGUAUAAAGUAACUUUUAAGUUGUUUUAAACUCUUUAGCAGUUAUUAGAAUGAGACAGAUGUCUUUAGUUUCUUAUCUAAAAACUGUCAGUUCUGUUGUGUAUAACAAAGUGCAAACAAUACAGUUGCUUGUCAAAUAUUAUGAGGCAUUUGAGUGCUUGCAAUAGGGAUUUGAAAUCCUUGAAAUUAAGUUUGAGGUGGGGAAGGGCUUUUCCUCAUGACCUUCUGAAUGCCAAGGGAGUUACAGUGAUUUUUCCUUAGCUCUGCUUUUAGUUACUGCAGCAGAAACUGCACUAAAAUAUUUCUAUUCUCUUGCCUUUAUUUUAUGUCAUUUUUACAACUCACUUUUUAUGAACAGGAAAAUACCUUUUUUUUUAAAAAAAAAAACAACUAAAAAGUGAUGAAGCACAAAUAUCUGUCUGAUAUGCUUUGUGGUCUGUUUCCUGCUGCUUUGACCCAUGAUAAAUUAGUUCUGGUGUCUUACUCUGUUGGCUGAAAGUAACUCAUGGUGUGACAGUGAUGAUAAAACUUCCAAAUGUUUGGUGUAUGUUUAGGCCAGUAAUACCUUAUUUUGCUCAAGCUUUAUUCCUUAUCUUGCUUAAGCAUUGCAAGUGUAAAAUCUUUCAUGGCUCAAAGAAUGUAUGGUUUAUCUUUCAUGCAUCCUCACUGCAUAUCAUGUGCUGACAAAAUGAAGUGCUAAAGGUGCAUCCUGACUGUGCAAAUCCAAAGAAAACCUGUUGUACAAAUCAGCCUUUUUUACUAGGACACAUUUAUAAUCAUCCAGAUGUAGCUGCAGAGAUUGUUUUGGCACUUUUAUCUUUUUUUUCUUUGAUAUGGUCUUACAAGCUCUGGCAUGAAGAUAGCUAUAAAGCAGCUGGAGAAUGGCAAAUAUCUGUUAAAAAUCAAAUAUGACAUGUUCAUCCUGAAUAGGAAUGUGCUUCUCAGUUAUACAACUAUCGUUCUGUAUUUAACUGCAUUUACAAGACAUGUCUUGUUACCUUCUUGGGAGUUCACACUCCCAAGGUUAUUUGACACUCCCUCAGGCUAUAAAUUAUGGGCAUGUGCCUACUGAAGUGUGAUUUAUUAUUUUUAUAAAAAAGCCCAACCCUUACAUCCAAUGUUUUGCUGGAAAGAGGCUUCUUUGUGCACCAAGCCUUUAAAUUGUGAGCAAGCAUUUACUUACUGAUUUCACUUUUUUGGAUCGUGUUGCUCAGGGAUCUCGGUCAACUCCUCACACCAUGAAGGGUUUUACUCUUCUUUUCCUAGUUGUUAUCUGUGGCAUGGGAGGACUGGGACAGAAGCUGAAGCCAAAGAAAAGAAGCAAUGGUGAAGAAAUCAAAUUUCGAACUAAAACCAAAGACAUUUGCACAAUGAGCAUUAGUGGGGAUGAUGAGGAGAUGAAACUUAGAAUUGAAUGCAAAAGCCAAGACAUGUCCUACUGGUGUGAAUUCACUGGCAAGCCAUCAGUCUGUCGUGCUUUCAGAAAUAAUCCAAAGAUUUACUGGAAUCAGAUCGCCGCGGAACUUAGAAAGAUCCCUCAUGCUUGUGAAUCCACGGAAGUGUUGAAGACCUCCAUGUGCCAAAAGGCUCCUCCAGAGGCUCUCAUGAAGCAAAUAGCUACUGGUGUGGAGCCAGAAGAGCUAGCAAACCAGGAAGAAUCAGUGCAGAAAAUGUCCACUUCUAUGAGAGGAGCAGGGCAAGGGUCUGAAAAUGAAACAGAAGCAAUGAAACUGGCACGGGAACAUUGCUGGGAAUCCCUGCAUGGUUUCUGCUCCUACAUUAUUGGCAUCUUUAGGGGUUAAGGACUCACUUCAGGUAAAAUUAGCAUCUGGAAGCACAGUAGAAUAUACCCGACAGUAAUUCUAUUGUACUUCUGUUUUAAAUUUACUUUGGGGAUCUCUCAGGGAUGUGGACAGGGAGGUUCUAGUCUCACUUGCUAAAAACUGACAUUGCAAAUCCUGUUUUGUGGCUUCUGAGAGGCUGGGCUAAACUUCCAGUGAUGCCUAUUAGUUCAGGAUUCCCUUACAGCCUCACAUGAGGUCUUUAGUACGUACUCAGAUGUUUACCCUAUCUAUUGUUGUUAAUCUUACAGUAUUUCCAUUCUAACUGUUUGAAUUGGGCUAAUUUUUCUCCUUCUGUCACUCAUUCCCUCUUGUGCUGCCUUCUGGAUUUAUGCCAGAGAAGUAAGAUAAAUAACAAAUGCAUCAGAUCCAAAAACAAAUGCACCAGCUAGAACAAAUUAAAACUACAUUCAGAAACUGAGAGGAUAAAGUUUAUUCAUCAAAACUGCUAGUUAAUAAUGAACUAUUUUAAUUUCAACAAUUAGUUCAGAAACAACUUGCAGAAAUGAGUUAAAACCAAAUGGACUGUCUUGGUUUGUGGGUCUGUUACUGUAGGGUUGACAAGAGAUCACAUGCAGGUGCUUGCCUGGUAAGUCUCAGAUUUUCAGCCAGGAUUUUAAAAGGCAAAGCCCUUCAUUGCAGAACUGAUUAGUUUUAUACGAACUUCCAUUUCGGCUCAGAAGGAAAGCCAGGAGCUGGUGAAUGAAACUGGCAAACACUUGACAGAAAUGGGAGUAUAUGCAGCAUGAGCUGGCAAGUGUUUAGGUUGCUAAUGAUAAUUUAUACCUAAAACAGCAAAGUGACUAAUUUUUUUUCUUUUUUGUUUUGCAGGGCAAAAUUAUUACAGCUGAAGAAAAGUGCUUGCUGUAGUUUAAUAAUUUAGACCAUAAGAAUUUUGGUUUAAAAACGAGUUAUCUCCAUAAAUCUUGUAGCUGUUUUUUUUUUUUUUUCCCCUAAAAUGAAACUUUUUAACAGCCCUGAAAAGUGCAUGAAACUGGAAUGAUUGUGUUUAAAGUGUUAGGAUGAACUGUCACUAGACUUGUUACACACCCAGGUGUGCAUUUAAAUAACAGAGGUUCUGCUUUAGGAAUGCUGACCUUGCAUAGGUUUUUGUGUGUGCUGAUUUGCUUUAGUUUGUUAGAGAUGAAAGCUGUUAAUGAUGAUGCAG
Messenger RNA from Corapipo altera (White-ruffed manakin), 3484 nucleotides. It is a transcript of the gene FGFBP2, whose product is annotated as fibroblast growth factor binding protein 2. Gene Ontology annotation, molecular function: growth factor binding. The coding region runs from base 1714 to 2277 and encodes 187 amino acids. Gene Ontology annotation, biological process: cell-cell signaling. The transcript is spliced from 2 exons. NCBI's taxonomy places the organism in Eukaryota, Metazoa, Chordata, Aves, Passeriformes, Pipridae. The record is from RefSeq and is a predicted model, not a curated record.